Messenger RNA from Didymodactylos carnosus, 1278 nucleotides. NCBI's taxonomy places the organism in Eukaryota, Metazoa, Rotifera, Eurotatoria, Philodinida, Philodinidae. The record is from the annotation of a GenBank genome assembly.
AUGAAUUAUUCUCGAAACGGUGGAUCAUCUUAUGGCGGCGGUGGCGGUGGCAAUGGUCAUUAUAGUCGCGAUCAAUCUAGAAGUUCAAAUCGCUAUGGUAGUAGUACAACCAGUAGAAAUUCUGGAGGAGCAGGUGGUGGAAACAACAAAUAUGGAAAUAACUUACUUAGUGAAAUGGAAAAUAUACCAAUACCUGCACCACGUGCUGGUCCACCAGUAAUCAAAAAUUUUUACACAGAAUCACCAUUAAUCACUAAUAGGCCUCAGGAGAUCUUUGAUCAAUUUUAUGUACAAAAUGAAAUGUCUAUACGUGGAUUUGCUCCAAGACCUGUUCUUUCAUUCGAUGAAGCUCCGUUUCCGAGUCAGAUGAAAAGUAUUCUACAUCGUCUUGGUUACCAACGUCCAACAGCUAUUCAAUCUCAAGCUUGGCCAGUUUUAAUGAGUGGGAAUGAUUUGGUUGGAAUUGCACAAACUGGCUCGGGAAAAACACUUGCAUUUAUGAUCCCAGGUUUGAUUCAUGCUGCUGGUCAAACGAUUUCACGUCAUGGUGAUCCAGUUGUUCUUGUUUUGGCACCAACACGUGAAUUAGCACAACAAAUUCAAAAUGUUUGCAAUGAUUUUUGUUCGUCAACAAAUGCAAGAAGUGUUUGUGUGUAUGGUGGUGCACCAAAACAACCUCAAAAACGUGAUAUUCGACAUGGAUUAGAAGUUUGCAUAGCAACACCGGGACGUUUGUUGGAUUUUGUUCGUGAAAAAACGAUUAAUCUUGACCGUGUCACUUAUCUCGUGCUUGAUGAGGCAGACAGAAUGCUAGAUAUGGGUUUUGAACCACAAAUAAGAAAAAUUAUUCGAUAUAUCAGGCCCGACCGUCAAACAUCGAUGUUCAGUGCCACAUGGCCAAAAGAAGUACAAAAACUAGCAGAUGAUUUUAUGUCCAAUUGUUCUCAUAUAACUCUUGGCAAAGCAGUAUUGAAUGCGAAUCAAAAUAUUCAUCAGAUUGUCGAUGUUUGUGAAGAACAUGAAAAAGAAUCCAAAUUGGCCAAAGUUCUCGCAGCUGUUAUGCGUGAACAAGAUUGUAAAGUGAUUAUAUUCGCACAAACAAAAAAACGUGUCGAUGAUUUUUUCUUUAUCGUUAAACGAUUGGGUUAUCCAGCAUUUCCUAUUCAUGGAGAUAAACGUCAACAAGAACGUGAUCGUGUUUUAUCAGAAUUUCGAAAUCGUACAAGAGCUAUAUUGAUUGCAACUGAUGUGGCAGCUCGUGGUUUAGGUGCCUAUUAA